Molecule: messenger RNA, 1299 nt
Organism: Aspergillus pseudonomiae
Lineage: Eukaryota; Fungi; Ascomycota; Eurotiomycetes; Eurotiales; Aspergillaceae
Product: male sterility protein-domain-containing protein
Exons: 2
Coding region: 1-1299 (432 amino acids)
Biological process (GO): long-chain fatty-acyl-CoA metabolic process
Cellular component (GO): peroxisome
Molecular function (GO): alcohol-forming very long-chain fatty acyl-CoA reductase (NADP+) activity
Source: RefSeq, a predicted model, not a curated record
AUGUGGGAUUACUACUCAGGAAAGGUUUUGUUCGUCACAGGUGCCUCGGGCUUUCUGGGGACGGCCCUGGCGUACCGCAUAAUCUCACAAGCGCCUGUGGCUCAUCUAUACUUGCUCUGCAGGGGCGGUCUGCCGCGCCUGGAAGAAGUGUGGCGUCAAUACCUGCCCCCCAAGUAUAUCGAGUGCCUCUACGAUCCCGAGCUUGUCACCGUUAUCACCGGCGAUAUCCUCGAACCUAACCUCGGCAUCGAUGUAGAUCAUCUUCAGGCAUUAUACGAACGCGUCAAUAUCGUUAUCCAUGCGGCAUCCUCAAUCAAGCUCAUGACCACCCUUAAGAAGUUAGCAAAACCAGUCAUCCACGGGAGCGACAACGUCGCCCAGUUUGCCUUCCAGUGCCAACGCCUCGAUCGCUUCGUAUAUGUUUCCACGGCGUACGUAAACGCCUUCCUUUACCAGGAGUCGGAUGACACCGACCCCUACGUGGAGGAGACAAUCUACCCUCUGGGUCGCGGCUGGAUAUCCGAUGUACGGGACGAAUGGAAGCAGGUGCAACGAGAAGGCGACUCGCCGGAAUACACCGCGCAUAAUUUCCCGUGGCCGUACGGCUACGCCAAACAUCUCACGGAGCGACUCAUUCUCGACAAAUUCAGCGCCGCCGGCAGAGCAGACCAGCUUCUCAUUCUCCGGCCGUCGGUGAUCGCGCCCGCCCAGAGCUUCCCAUACCAGGGGUUCAGCGUACCGAAAUCCACGCCAACGACUAUGCUAGCGGCGUGUUUUAUUCUGACUCCCACCUUAGUCGCGCGUUUGGCCAGCCGCGCAAACGACCCGGAAACAGAGUCAACGAUCGACGAGGUUCCCGUUGACGUUGUCGUGGAUAGGCUGCUGGUUCACCUUGCGAAGGGAACAACAGGCCCUGUUCAUGCUGUCGGUGGCACAAGAGCGCGCUACACAUUCCAAGCUUUCUGGGCGCAGGCUAUGGCACUGCGGAAACUUCCUUGGCCGCUCCGGAAGCAGUGGUUGAACGUGGAUUGGCGGUCGAGCUUGUUGCACCCGAUUGCUCGGGUGUAUGUCAUAUACGCGGCUUCGUAUAGAUUCUCCGAAGCAAAGACGGUUGGACUGUGGGAGAGCUUGAGUGAGAAGGAGAGGUCGGAACUGCAAUUUUUCACAUCGGCGUCUGGGAACAACGUGGACCUCGCCGCGAGGGCAGAACAGAUCCGGUUCGUGGCGGAGCAGUUCGCUGCCAAGGGGCUGCUUAGCUGGAUCUUGUUUUGGUUUUUUUAUACCUCGGGAUUCUUCUGA